Messenger RNA from Triticum dicoccoides, 1651 nucleotides. Its product is annotated as zealexin A1 synthase-like. Lineage: Eukaryota; Viridiplantae; Streptophyta; Magnoliopsida; Poales; Poaceae. Bases 8 to 1570 code for a protein of 520 amino acids. The transcript is spliced from 2 exons. Gene Ontology annotation, molecular function: monooxygenase activity; oxidoreductase activity, acting on paired donors, with incorporation or reduction of molecular oxygen; heme binding. The record is from RefSeq and is a predicted model, not a curated record.
CUCAGGCAUGCAAACACAGCACAUACAAAUGGAGGACACCAGCCCCCACUACUACUCUGUCUACCUCGGCUGGGCUCUCGUCCUCGCGUCGCUGGCGCUUGUAGUUACACGCAGGAGGACGGCAAACAACGGCCUGCGGCUACCGCCGGGGCCGUGGCAACUGCCGGUCAUCGGGAGCCUGCACCACCUUGUCAGGCAGCUCCCGCACCGCGCCAUGCGUGACCUGGCGCGGCGCCACGGGCCGGUCAUGCUGCUCCGGCUCGGCUCAGUGCCCACACUGGUGCUGUCGUCGCCAGACGCGGCGCGCGAGGUACUCAAGACCCAGGACCUGGCGUUCGCGACGCGGCGGCUCACGGCUACCAUGGGCGUCCUGACCUGCGGUGGCCGGGACAUGAUCUUUGCGCCCUACGGCGACUACUGGCGCCAGCUCCGUAAGAUCGCCGUCACGGAGGUGCUUACGGCGGGACGCGUACGCUCCUUCGGGGCCAUCCGCGAGGAGGAGGUUGCCACCAUGCUGCGCGCCAUCCAGUCUGCCGGCCCCGUGGUGGAGUUGCGCGCGCUGCUGUCCGCGCUCGUCACCGACGGCACGUUCCGAGCCGUCAUGGGCAACCGGUGCGACUCCAAGCAGCGGGACAUGUUCCUGCAUGAGCUUGACAGAAUAGUCCGCCUUGCCACUGGUCUUAACACUGCAGACCUCUGGCCGUCCUCGUGGCUCGCUGGACGGCUCAGCGUCGCCCUCCGCCGUGCCGAGGAGAUCCGUGGCACUGUGUUCGGGAUCAUCAAAGGCAUCAUCUACGAGCAUCUAGAGAGGAGGGAGGAGGGUCAGGGCGGCGAGGAGGACGUGCUGGACGUGCUCCUCAAAAUACACAAAGACGGUGUCAUCGACAUGGAUGCCGUCGAAGGCGUCAUCUUUGACAUCUUCAGCGCCGGUAGCGAGACAUCGGCGACGACUCUGGAGUGGGCGAUGGCGGAGCUGGUGAAGAACCCAGCAGCGAUGGUGAAAGCGACGGAGGAAGUACGGCGAGCCUUCGAGGGUGAUGGCACGGUCGAUGAGGGCAGGCUCGGCGAGCUCCCGUACAUGCGCCUUGUCAUCCGGGAGACGUUCCGCCUGCACCCACCGCUGGCGCUGAUGCUCCCGCGUGAGUGCCAGGAACCGUGCAAAGUUCUAGGGUUCGACGUGCUGAGGGGCACGCAGGUCAUCAUCAACACCUGGGCCUUAGGCCGUGAUGAACAAUGUUGGGGUCCUGACGCGGCCGAGUUCCGGCCGGAGCGCUUUGAGGCUGGCGCUGGGGUUGACGUGGACUUUAGGGGGACAAAUUUCGAGCUGCUGCCGUUCGGUGCUGGGCGAAGAAUGUGCCCCGGGAUGGCGUUCGGCCUGGCCACCGUGGAGCUCCCUCUCGCUAGCAUGCUGCUUCACUUUGACUGGGAGGUGCCUGACAUCUCAAACCCGGCCGAGUUCGACAUGACGGAGGAAUUCGGCGUCACUACGCGCCGGAAGGCCAACCUCCUCCUGCGACCUUCCCUCCGUGUGCCACUUCCAGCCUCUCCACUACUCCAAUGCAAUUUCUAGCUCUCUAUGUGUAAAUGUGUUGAGACUUGAGACCGCUAUAUAGAUUAAAAAAAUUAUGUGACAAAGCAAUCUUAUAUCUUA